Dromiciops gliroides (monito del monte) is the source of this 1075-nucleotide messenger RNA. RefSeq names its product nuclear hormone receptor family member nhr-19-like. The transcript is spliced from 2 exons. The record is from RefSeq and is a predicted model, not a curated record. Lineage: Eukaryota; Metazoa; Chordata; Mammalia; Microbiotheria; Microbiotheriidae. Gene Ontology annotation, biological process: regulation of DNA-templated transcription. The coding region runs from base 125 to 754 and encodes 209 amino acids. Gene Ontology annotation, molecular function: zinc ion binding; sequence-specific DNA binding; DNA-binding transcription factor activity.
UCUGCUCAUAAAAAAGGAACUGAUCCAGUGACUCAAGGAAAUGCCAGAGCUGACGCUGCUGCAAAGACAGCAGCUAUCGAGGGUCCUGUUUAUGUGAUGCCACUUCAAGCUUCUGGGACUGGUGAUGAUGAUGAUGAUGCUGGGAGUAAAACUCAGUGGCCGGACCUUAUUUAUGAUGACAAGGAAGUGGACACCUGGAAACAACAGUAUAAUGCUAAACAGAUAUCUGGAAUUUGGUAUUGCCACUUCAGCGACAAUAAAGGAAUCAUCCCCUGAGAAGACAGAAUCCUUUGAAACAGGCUUUGCUUCUACUGCCUUCAGUGAUCCAGAAUCUGCACCUGAUGGACCUUCUACUUCCUCAGAUGUUGUUGUGUGUGCUGUGAAGAACGAAUGCAGAGUGUGCAAGCAAGAAACCCGUCGAAGAGUAUCUGGAAUAGUGUGCUGUCAUAAUUGUUAUGUCUUUUAUAGAGAAGUUAUAAUAACAGCUCAAGUAAGGGGAAGUAUAACCAGUUAUCCUUGCCACACUUAUGGUAGAUGUGAGGAUUUGAAUUUAUUACGUGGGUGCAGAUCUUGUAGAUAUAAAAAAUGUGUUCAGGUUGGCUUACGAUUGAAACCUAGCACUCUUUUGUUUCAUCAAUAUAAAAUUAGGGGUGAUUAUGGUCCACCAUGCAGAAAGUGUUCUAAUCCUUCAUUCUAUGGCACUAUUGAUUCUCCUUGUUGUCCUCACUGCCAUUUCUCUAGUGCUGAGUUUUAGAAUUUAUAUAUGCUUGUAACUUUAGAUUAACUUAAAUCAAUGUUCCCUUAUUAAUAUAAGUUGUACCCAUUCACACUAUUAUGUUUGUAAAUUUUGCGCCUCAGUAGGGGAGUGCCCCCUCUGGAAUUUUGCGUCGCCCAUAGAGGACUACCCUCUAUGCAUUGAAUUGUAUCCAUCUUUUAGAUUGUUAGUGAUCCAAAGGACAAAUUUUAGUAUUUGUCUUUGGAUCAAAGGAGGGAUAAUGUGAGUGAGAUUUUCCCCGUCCCUUAGUUAUAAGAGAUUUACUAUAGUUUUAAGUGAUUUAAUUAAAAUAAUAAUCAA